AUGACUCCGUUAGAAUCCUAUACCAAUUCACCGCCUUCUUGUGCCAAAGAAUCUCGAAAAAAACACAAUUCGUCCCAGUCAGAACAUGAGCUCGAUCAAUUGUCAAUUGACUCAAUCGAGACUAUCGAUCUGACCGGAGAAGUUCCUCUUCCUUCCUUGUCAACGACUGAACCCCGCGCCCGCGAACCAUCCCGACCACGGAACGAGGGAGCUAUAUCAUUCCAAGGCUAUCGCCAAAAUCGGGGCAAGAAACGGAAGAGUAACGAAUGCGCACCGGGCUUGCUUGCGCUCUCUGGAUAUCCCUUAAACAUCGAAACCCUCUCUGAGGUAAACUCGUCACCACUCGCAAGAAACGCUUCUGCACAGCUGCCGGCAACGCCGAGUCGUCAUAGUCCGCCUAACGAUGCCAAGCUGUCUAAAGGAACGAUCGCGAACGAGAACAACGACGACGAGUCAUCUGAUACCUGGUUCGAUAUUGACACCAUAUUCCCGGGUGCCGGAUUAGUGUGUCCCCACAGCCACCUCGAAGCAACUCCCGAGGAGGUAGAGAAACGGAAACCACGCGACAGUCCAACUCGCAAUUUGUAUUCGAACGAUGCCACACCACCGCCACCUUGUAUUGCACGGGAUACCAAUCCGUCGCAGCCGCAGAACCCAGAGUCAUUCCCGAUCAGGAUGGUCUCUAGUAUUCAACAAGCAGACAACUCUUUCAUGAAAUUUUUGGCUAUUCACUCGGAGACCCUGGCCCAAUUGAUGUCAAUUUUGAAAGAAAAGCUCCACAACAACGCAGAAGUUAUCUACCAACAGGCGAUCGAAGGCCGACCAGCACCAGAUCUUAUCGCCGCAAAUAAGGAUCUUGUCUCCCAAAUACAAACCAUGGAAUCCUUGCAAACGAGCAGGAGUGCUUAUCAGAAUUGUGCGACGCGCAAGGAAGACUUCAAGCAGAGCCUGAUGCGUGUGAUUUCCGAGGGCUCGGACCCAACAACCAUGCCUGAGCUAGCACAGAGUCGAGUCUUCGAGGCUGAAAUGGGAAAUAUUGAGGCCCAAAUCCGCGAACUUCUCUCUCAAGCCAAGAUCUUUGACAUGGCUUGCAAAUUAGGUAUAGAGAAUCUCUCGACUUCACUGAAUAGAUCUCACGCUCUCGAAUAG
Penicillium canescens is the source of this 1149-nucleotide messenger RNA. RefSeq names its product Bloom syndrome protein. The coding region runs from base 1 to 1149 and encodes 382 amino acids. The record is from RefSeq and is a predicted model, not a curated record. NCBI's taxonomy places the organism in Eukaryota, Fungi, Ascomycota, Eurotiomycetes, Eurotiales, Aspergillaceae. The transcript has a single exon.